AUGCUAGUCCACCUUUUUUUCGAAGACCUUAUGUGUGAAUUGACGCAUCUCGCCGUUUUCUUUUCGGCAUUUCCUUGGUUUUUGGCCAGAUUUGGUCUUUUUUUCGCUUGGAAAAAAAUUGCUUCGUCUUUUGGCUUUCUUUGGCGUGUAGUAACUGGUCUUCGACCCAACUGUCGCUCUCCGCCAGAGGCUAUUGGGGAGUUGUACUUCUGUACUGGUCGGGGUUUUUACCCCAUCUCCUUGCGAGAUCAAGUCCCCAUUUCGCCCUUGCCUGAUGUUUCUUCCUGUUCUUCUGCUGGUGCUUCUGCUUCCGCUCCUGCUUGCUUUCCCCCCGCUGUCUUGUCUCCUGUUCGUGAGGUUCCACGCCUGGAAUUUUCCUUUGCGUCUCGCCCACCGACAAUUGUAAAAGGCGAAAGUAAUUGUUAUUUUCUGGACUGUGCCUUUGCUCGUGGUUUGCCUUGUGUUGGUGGUGGUUUGGUGCCUUCUUUUCCUCCCUUCCCCCAAUACCAUCCUUCCGUUCCUCUCUUUGCCUUUGUCGGCGAAGUGAUUAGUCAGUCUUGGCUGGCUGAAAACGCUUCCUGUCUUGGUUCGGAGGCUUUGCCUGCUCCUUCUCUUGCUGGUUGUUUGGCUUUUGCCACGUCGUCCUCGUUUGUUUCUUGCUCCGGAGACACAUCGUCCGAUUGUGGCACGUUGUCACGUGUUGUCUCUUUGUCGUAUCAAAUGAACCACAGAUCUUAA
Messenger RNA from Mucor mucedo, 738 nucleotides. RefSeq lists its product as uncharacterized. NCBI's taxonomy places the organism in Eukaryota, Fungi, Mucoromycota, Mucoromycetes, Mucorales, Mucoraceae. The coding region runs from base 1 to 738 and encodes 245 amino acids. The record is from RefSeq and is a predicted model, not a curated record. The transcript is spliced from 3 exons.